GGCUUUGGACGUUCAGUGUUGUGAAUGUGUACAAACAACAGAUGACUUGAUAGAGAUGGGUAAUAAGCAGACCAUAUUUACCGACGAGCAACUGGAUGCCUACCAGGAUUGCACGUUUUUUACUCGCAAAGAAAUCCUGCGGUUGCACGGCAGAUACCAUGAGUUGGCUCCUCAUCUUGUACCGAUGGACUACACCAAAGAACCUGAUUGUAAAGUGCCUUUAGCCUUGAUAGUCAACAUGCCAGAGUUAAAGGAAAACCCAUUCCGCAACAGGAUAGUAGAGUCUUUCUCAGAGGAUGGGAUGGGGAAUCUCAGCUUCAAUGAAUUUGUGGAUAUGUUCUCAGUCCUCAGUGAAACAGCUCCUAGGGAACUGAAGGCCAUAUAUGCCUUCAAAAUAUACGAUUUCAAUGUGGAUAACUACCUGUGCAAAGAGGACCUGGAAAAGACUCUGAAUAAGCUGACAAAGGAGGAGUUGACUCCUGAGGAGGUGGUGCUGGUGUGUGAGAAAACCAUCGAGGAGGCUGAUUUGGAUGGAGACAACAAACUCUCCUUUGCUGAUUUUGAAAAUAUGAUAUUGAGGGCUCCUGACUUUUUAAGUACUUUCCAUAUAAGAAUCUGAGAGGGCUUCGUGGUUGACAGCAUGGUGGACCUCAGCACAGUGACUGUC
This is a messenger RNA of Scomber japonicus (chub mackerel), 667 nucleotides long. It is a transcript of the gene cib2, whose product is annotated as calcium and integrin binding family member 2. Bases 56 to 619 code for a protein of 187 amino acids. The transcript has 6 exons. The record is from RefSeq and is a predicted model, not a curated record. Gene Ontology annotation, molecular function: calcium ion binding. NCBI's taxonomy places the organism in Eukaryota, Metazoa, Chordata, Actinopteri, Scombriformes, Scombridae.